Otolemur garnettii (small-eared galago) is the source of this 1575-nucleotide messenger RNA. RefSeq names its product interleukin enhancer binding factor 2 (gene ILF2). Lineage: Eukaryota; Metazoa; Chordata; Mammalia; Primates; Galagidae. The transcript is spliced from 11 exons. Bases 83 to 1099 code for a protein of 338 amino acids. The record is from RefSeq and is a predicted model, not a curated record.
GCGCAGGCCGGACUCCAGUUAUCCGCUCCUCGGCGGAGUGGGGCUGUUGGUGCGGCCUCCAUUGUUCGGGAUUUAAGUCGCCAUGAGGGGUGACAGAGGCCGUGGUCGUGGUGGGCGCUUUGGUUCCAGAGGAGGCCCAGGAGGAGGGUUCAGGCCCUUUGUACCACAUAUCCCAUUUGAUUUCUAUUUGUGUGAAAUGGCCUUCCCCCGGGUGAAGCCAGCACCUGAUGAAACUUCGUUUAGUGAGGCCUUGCUAAAGAGGAAUCAGGACCUUGCUCCCAAUUCUGCUGAACAGGCCUCUAUUCUUUCUCUGGUUACAAAAAUAAACAAUGUGAUUGAUAAUUUGAUUGUGGCUCCAGGAACAUUUGAAGUGCAAAUUGAAGAAGUACGACAGGUAGGAUCGUAUAAAAAGGGAACAAUGACAACGGGACACAAUGUGGCUGACCUAGUAGUAAUACUAAAGAUUCUGCCAACAUGUGAGUAUACCUCUUUCUGGCCAUGGGAAGAGAACAUAGUAGGUGGGGUUAGGUUUGAUGGCUCAAUGUUGAUUACUUUUAAUCCUUUGGUCGUGCUUGCUUUCAGAGUUAAAGUUCUUAUCCGACUGCUGAAGGACUUGAGGAUUCGUUUUCCUGGCUUUGAGCCCCUCACACCCUGGAUCCUUGACCUACUGGGUCAUUAUGCUGUGAUGAACAACCCCACUAGACAGCCCUUGGCCCUAAAUGUGGCAUACAGGCGUUGCUUACAGAUUCUGGCUGCAGGACUGUUCCUGCCAGGUUCCGUGGGUAUCACUGACCCCUGUGAGAGUGGCAACUUCAGAGUACACACAGUUAUGACCCUGGAACAGCAGGACAUGGUCUGCUACACAGCUCAGACUCUGGUCCGAAUCCUCUCACAUGGUGGCUUUAGGAAGAUCCUUGGCCAGGAGGGUGAUGCCAGCUAUCUGGCUUCUGAAAUAUCUACUUGGGAUGGAGUGAUUGUGACGCCCUCAGAAAAGGCUUACGAGAAGCCACCAGAGAAGAAGGAAGGAGAGGAAGAGGAGGAGAAUACAGAAGAACCACCACAAGGAGAAGAGGAGGAAAGCAUGGAAACCCAGGAGUGAUCUCCACUCCCUUUCCUACACCAGGGGAAGACUGGAGCCUAAGCUAGCUGCUACUGGGCUUUAUAUGUUGGCAUUUCUGUGGGAUAGGGAAGACCACAGAAGGAAAAUCAGAAGUUUCAUGCCAUUGAUACUGGCUUAAUAGCCAUAAGUCUCACAUUUAUGGCCGGUGCCAUCCAUUAUAAUGAAGCAGGGUACCAUCAUUUCUUUUGAGUCCCCCAACUCCUGAAAACCUUAGCCAGUAAUUUUUUUGAAGUAUUGUGAACUGUUAACUGUCCAGAAAUUUUUUUUCUAAGAAAAACAAAAGUACUUCCUAGUAGGGUUUGUGGUCUUGUUUCUCCUUGGCGUGUGGCACCUUUUGCUUUGUAUACUUGAGUCUUUUAACUAUACACAGUUAACAUCACAACUUGAAGCUGUAUCUGAAUUAAAGCAGACUCCUGGAAUCUUUACAUAGAAUAAAUUAGAAUAUUACUGAAGUA